AUGAGUCUCCGAAACGCGCAGCACGGCACAUGCGCGCUCUUGGCUGCGGCUUGGCGGCGCGUCUCCCGCCUUGGCAGCCACCACGUCAACUUCGUCUCUCUCCACUACGCCUACUUCAUCUUCGUCUCCUUGUUCAGCUCCGUCGUGUUUUGGCUGCUGUCGGCGCCAAAACUCUCCGUCGCUUAUGUUGACAGCCUGUUCAUGGUCGUGUCCGGCGUCACGGAAACCGGUCUCAACACCGUCGACCUCAGCAAACUGACGACGGCACAACAGGUCCUGCUCUGCUUGCUGAUGAUCUGUGGCAGUGCCGUAUGGGUUUCAAUAUGGCUUGUUUCCGCGAGAAAACGCUCAUUUCGCCGGCUUCUAGCUCGAAAUGGCCUGUCUCGGCCUCCAUUGGACCGUCGACAGGGCGUCCAUGUACCCUAUCCUGGCGCCUACCAGAAUGCCUCGGACAGUGAAGCCCGUGAGGCAAAAGCGACCGAGGGCGAUGCAGAGCCGUUCGAGGGACUGUCGGUACAGGCAUCCCGUCUCAGUCCUCCUGCACCUCUGGGGAGCCGCAACAGACGUUUGCUCAACCCUGGCUCUGAACAAGCGCUUGGCGAACCCUUGGAGGAACCUACGCCCAACCCUCUAGCGUUCCUGACAAGCAAGAACAUGGGACGAAACGGCGAUUUCAUCAACCUGACUGCCGAAGAGAGGAUCCAAGUCAGUAGCAUCGAGUACAAAGCCCUUCAACUACUCUCUCUCGUUGUUCCGCUGUAUUUUACCCUCUGGCAAGUCCUUGGCUGCCUCGGCCUGGGAGCUUGGAUUGCCACAAACCAACCGCGCCCGGCUUUGGAAAACGGCAUCAAUCCAUGGUGGCUCGGCAUAUUCAACGGCGUCUCUGCCUUCAACAACUCCGGCAUGUCGCUGCUCGACGCCAACAUGGUGCCGUUUCAGGCGGCCUACUAUGUCUUGGUGACCAUGGGCCUUUUAAUUCUGGCCGGGAAUACAGCCUACCCGAUAUUUCUUCGGUUCCUCCUUUGGUCUGUGUUAAAGGUCCUGCAUGUCUUCCCUGAAGGACCCCUUGUCACUGAAUGGCGGUCGACCCUCGAAUACAUCCUGCGCUAUCCUCGCCGUGUCUACACAAACUUGUUUCCUACGCAGCACACCUGGUGGCUUGCCUUCAUGGUACUUAUGCUUAAUGGAAUAGACUGGGCGGCAUUUGAGCUUCUCAACAUCGGAAACCCCGUCAUCUCUGCCAUACCCUUUGGACCGCGCAUCAUGGACGGGCUCUUCCAGGCUGUCGCGGUCCGAUCGGGAGGCUUUUACAUUGUCCCCAUUGCCAAGACACACAUUGGCCUUCAAGUGCUCUAUGUCAUCAUGAUGUACAUUUCCGUUUACCCAGUCAUCAUCACCAUGCGCAACUCCAACGUGUAUGAGGAGCGCUCCCUGGGACUAUUUGCCGUCGAGUCAACCAAAGACGAGGAAUACGUCGAUACAUACGCCAAGGCUCUCAGGUCGUUGAGAACAAGGCGGCUGUUCAUCUCGCAGCAAAUUAGGGGUCAGCUGGCCGAUGACAUUUGGUUGCUCGCACUGGCCACAUUCAUCAUCACCGUCAUCGAAGCGCCGCAUUUUGCCGAAGAUCCAGUAUCAUAUAGUGUUUUCAACAUUAUAUUUGAGAUUAUAUCCGCAUACGGCUGCGUUGGAAUAUCCGUCGGCUCACCCGGUGCCAAUUACAGUUUUUGUGGCGGUUGGCGCGCCGGCAGUAAGCUGGUGGUUUGCCUUGUCAUGUUGAGAGGCCGGCAUAGAACACUGCCCGCCAGUCUGGAUUAUGCGGUACGUCCUGCCGGAAAGAACAUACAACAAGAGGUACUCGAGGAGCAUCAUUAG
Molecule: messenger RNA, 1872 nt
Organism: Metarhizium brunneum ARSEF 3297
Lineage: Eukaryota; Fungi; Ascomycota; Sordariomycetes; Hypocreales; Clavicipitaceae
Product: Low-affinity potassium transport protein
Biological process (GO): intracellular potassium ion homeostasis; potassium ion import across plasma membrane
Cellular component (GO): plasma membrane
Molecular function (GO): high-affinity potassium ion transmembrane transporter activity
Source: RefSeq, a predicted model, not a curated record